AUGUCUUCUGCUGUCAAUGAACUUGCCGAUACCAUGGCCUCCGUCACCGUCAACGAGGCCAACGGUGCUGCCCCGGCUGCUGCCGCUGCCAACCCAGACCCGUCCACCAUCAGCGCAGACGAGGGCCGCCGUUUGUACAUUGGGAACCUCGCGUAUGCGACCACCGAGGGGGAACUCAAGGACUUCUUCCAGGGCUUCAAUGUAGAGAGCACCUCUAUCCCUGUGAAUCCUCGCACUGACCGCCCUGUUGGCUACGCCUUUGUCGACCUUGCCACCGCUCAGGAGGCUCAGGAUGCUAUUGCUGCUCUGACCGGCAAGGAAAUCCUCGAGCGUAAGGUCUCCGUCCAGCUUGCUCGCAAGCCCGAUGAGCAGAAGCAACUGAAGGAGCAGAAGGAGCAGAAGGACAAGGAAGCUGGUGCCAGCGGUAACGAGGGCACCAGUGGCACAGAGGGACGCAAGAGGUCCUCCAACCGCGGCCGCGGACGUGGCCGGGGUCGUGGCCGUGGCGGCCGUCUCGGUCGUGGCGGACGUAAGACUGAAGAAGGCCACCCUGAAGGGGAGUCUGCCGAGCAGGCUGGCCUGAACGAAGUCACCAACGCCGACGGAGAAGCCCAGGAACAAAAGGGCCGUCGUCCUCGUGUCCGCCGUGGUCCUCCAGAGGAUGGCAUUCCUUCCAAGACCAAGGUCAUGGUUGCCAACCUCCCAUACGAUCUUACCGAAGAAGGCUUGAAGGAGCUCUUUGCUGCCUACGAGCCAGUUUCCUCGAAGAUCGCCCUCCGCCCCAUCCCCCACUUCAUGGUCAAGAAGCUCCAGGCCCGUGGUGAAGCCCGCAAGGGCCGUGGCUUCGGUUUCGUCACCCUUGGAUCUGAGGCCCUCCAGAUGAAGGCCGUCCAGGAGAUGCACGGUAAGGAUGUCAAUGGUCGUGAGAUCGCUGUCAAGGUCGCUAUCGACAGCCCCGGAAAGGAAGACGAAGUCCCAGAGGGCCAGGCUGAUGAACCAGCUGACGCUCCUGCUGCUGACUCUUCCGAGGCUGCCGCUGCCCCGACCACCGCUUAA
This is a messenger RNA of Trichophyton rubrum CBS 118892, 1056 nucleotides long. RefSeq lists its product as uncharacterized. The transcript has 4 exons. NCBI's taxonomy places the organism in Eukaryota, Fungi, Ascomycota, Eurotiomycetes, Onygenales, Arthrodermataceae. The record is from RefSeq and is a predicted model, not a curated record. Bases 1 to 1056 code for a protein of 351 amino acids. Gene Ontology annotation, molecular function: RNA binding.